AGACCAUUAGCCAGCUUAGAGCCACUAUAAGCAGGAGUCAUUGAUACUGCAAAUAAGCGGGAGACUGGCUGUUUCAAGAACUUUAGAUAAUACUUUGAAGACAAAGAGGUGGGAUGGAUUCAUCUUCAUCAACAAAAUUUCUAGAUGUAGAUGUGAAGGUAACUAAUAUAUACUACAAUCGAAAAGAAGUCCUUAUAAAAUUUCAAGGCCAAUUUAACACAGAAUGUGAGCUUGAUUAUCAUAUAUUGCAAAAAGAAAUACAGCAAGUACCAAAAGUGAAAGAUUCUGUUGCAGUUGGUGAAUUCUGUUUAGUCAAAGACUCAGAGGGUGGAGAAUGGUACAGAGGAAAAGUAAUACAAAAAAGACAUAAUACCUAUGAAGUACAUUUUAUGGACAAUGGGAAAAUAUUGGCAGUGCCUGAAACUCACCUUGCAUCUCCCAUUGAUGAAUUAUUUCAACUUCCUCCAAAGAUGGUUUAUGGGAUUUUUGCAAAUGUGCUUCCAAUUGAAGAAAAAUGGACACCCAAAGCUUUUAAUUACUUUUCAUCUUUGAUAGGCUUGCAGAUUAAAGGUCAUAUACAAGCCAUUCUGCCAAACCAAAUAUUUCUUCUUGGCGUGCCCAAAAUUGCUACUGAUGUGGUUGAAUUCAGAGUUGGAAAACUUGUUGAUGUAGAUACUUUCCGUCUUAUUGUUGAAAUGUUAACUGAAUUUCCACAUGAGCCACUUUGUAAACAAAUGCCCAAUUUAUCGCAACAGAAAUGUACAAGCCCACGUACUUGUGAUGCUGGAACUCAACCAAAUAUUCCACAAGUUCUAAGAAAUCUUCAACCAAUUUUGACUGUUGGUGCUGUAGAAAAAGUAAAAAUAUCAGUAGCAGUUAGCCCCAGUAAGUUUUAUUGCCAGUUACUUCGCCAACAGGUACAUCUGGAUAGAUUGACAAGAGACAUGUUUUCCUAUUACGAAUCUAUCAGCAGAAUAAAACUUCCAUCUUGUGACAAUUUUGGAGCUCUUUGUGCAGCUAGACAAAAAAACGGUCAGUGGCAGAGAGGAGUAAUGCAACAGCUACUUUCUGAUAAAGUGAAGGUUUGGUUUAUGGAUUUUGGCAACCAUGAAGUUGUGUCUUCUGAGUAUAUUUUUAAGCUUCCACCAGAAUUUAUUUCAGUACCUAUGUUUUCAUUUCCUUGUGCUUUAUCAUGUCUUAGUGAUCAGGAUGGAACAGAAAGAAAUGCUCAGCUAGAAGAAUUUAAAGACACUCUAUUAACACAACAGGCUAUUUUGGUCCACAUAGAUCUGUUCAAUAGUAAAGAGCACGUAUAUUAUGUUACAUUACAUAAAUGCACAUUAACACAGACAAGUGAAAAUCUAUCUUGGGAAAAUGAUGUGGAUCCAAAACACAACAUGGAAGUCUCUUGUGCAAGUGGGAAUGUACAAAAUUCUAGUAUGAACUUGGCAGAGAAGAUUUACAAUACUACUCAACUAUCAAGUUAUUCUUCAAAUCAAAAGGAUACUCAUUUACUGUGCUCCCCUUUAACUGUUCCUUACAAAAGAGCAGAAAUGAAAAUAGGUUCAGUUUGUGUUGGUUUUGCAGUUUAUGUUUUGAAUCCAUCAAACUUCUGGGUGCAAACAAAUGAUUUCUUAGAUGAGUUUGAAGCUUUAAUGAAGAAAAUUGAAGAUGUGUAUGAUGGAAAUGAAGUCAGUGAUAAAAUUCUAGAAAACCCAGAGCCUGGAAGACUAUGUUGUGCACGAUAUAGUAAGGAUAAGUGUUUUUAUAGGGCUGUCAUUAGACAAAUCAUAGACAAUAAUGUUGAUGUUUAUUUUUUAGAUUUUGGGAACACUGACACAGUGCCACUGUUUGAUGUGAAGAUUUUGCUUCCAGAGCUUCAAGAAUUACCAGCGUUAGCCGUGUGCUGUACACUUGCUAAUGCAUUUCCAAUUGAAGAUAUAUGGAUUAAAAAAGAAAUAGAUUUCUUUAAAACAACCGUGGUUGACAAACUAAUCACACUGCAUGUCAUUGCAAAACAAAAGGAGAAUUACAUUGUCAGUGUGCAGUGUAUGAAUGGCUCCAAGCAUACUGACGUUCUCAGGCUUAUGGUUGAAGCAGGAUGUGCAGAAUAUUGGGAGGUAAAACAAGAUUCAUUUAAGAAAACAGUAAGGGGCUUUCAACGAAACUGCUCAGAAAAAUACAAAAAUAGAGAAAGAAUAAGUAAAACAUCUUUUCAGAAGAAUAAAAUACUGAUACCUAAAACUACUCAGGAGAAUAAAACGCUUAAUACUCAUGUUGUGACAAAAGGGAAUGCUACCAUUUUUCCACUGUGGAAAAACAUACUUUCCAAUAAAUAUGGGCAAAUGGUUUGGAAAACAGAUGGAGUAGAAUGCUAUAAAGAGUACAGAUUUAAACCAGGUUGUGUAUUUGAUGUUGUAUGUUGUCAUAUUAUUUCACCAGGCAGUUUUUUAUGCCAAAUACAAAAUAAGCUACCUGAGCUAAAUAAUAUGAUGGAACAAAUUCAGAAUUUUUACAACACUCAAAAAAGACCUUAUGAAAGUGGAAAGCUUGCCUGUGUUGUGAAAUAUUCUACAGAUGGAAAAUGGUACAGAGCUGUUGUACUGAAACAUGUAUCCAAAAUUGAAACUGAUGUAAUAUUUGUAGACUAUGGUAACAGGGAAAGAGUUUUGUUGAAAGAUCUUCAAGCUAUUCAUCCAGACUUCCUAAUUUUGGAAUGUCAAGCAUUCAGAUGUUGUCUUAAUAGUGUCACUGAAUCCUUAAUAUUUGAUCCCUAUAUUUGGACUGCCGAGAUAUGCAGUGAUUUUAAAAAAUUUGUUUCAUCUGCUAAUGAACAACUGAUUUGUUCAAUUUGUGCCCUGGUUUUUAAGACUCCCAACUAUUUAUAUUACAUUGUUGAUUUGAAGACUCCAUUUACUAGUUUAAGGCAAUUUCUCUUUGAAAGUGGCCAUGCACAAAUUUACGCUUUUGAAUGUGCUCAAUCUCUUAUAACACCAUUUUCUCUCUGUAGCUUUUAUUAUUCAUCUUUUAAUAUGGAAGUUGGAAAUGAAGAGAAAGUGUAUGUAUCCUAUAUAUAUAGCCCUACAAAAUUCUACUGCCAGUUAAGUAGAAAUGCAAAUGAGAUGGACAAGGUACUUAAAAAGAUUUCAGAAAUUAGCCAGAAAUCAAGCCACGCAAUCCAAAUAGAUACUCACAGUUUAUGCAUAGCAAAAUAUUUUGAGGAUGGCGUCUUCUACAGAGCUUUAGCAUCUCCUGUAGAAUCAUCAGAUUUCUGCCCGGUAUAUUUUGUGGACUUUGGAAAUGAAGAGUUGGUGGCAAAAGAGGAACUGGUUCCUAUUCCAAACAGUGCUUCAGAAUUAAUGUUCACACCUAUGCAAGCUAUUAAGUGUUACUUAUCAGAUCUAAAGGAUGUUGAAAUUCCAUCUGAAAUAAAAGUAUGGUUUGAAAGAAAUUAUUUGGAAAAAGAGUUGAAGGCCAUAAUAGUAUCUAGAGAAUCUGAUGGGCAGUUUGGUAUGGAAUUGUAUGAUGGAGAACUACAAAUAAAUGGAAAGAUUAAAGACUUACUAAGGCAAAAAAAACAUGAUCCGAUCCCAAAGGAUAUUAAAAAGGGUUUUACAAAAUGUGUUGGGAAUAAACAUAGGGCUUAUAAAAUAGAGUUGGAUAUAGAAAAAAAACAAGUUAAAAGUAACAAAAUUGGACAGCAAACAAAAGCAGGCAAUGAUAAGUUACAUGUUAAAUAUAGAAACGAAAUAGUAAUUGAUCAACAGAAACAGGGUAGUAGACCUGCAAAGUUUCCUUUCACUUUGGAUUUUUCAGAUGCCAUAUUGAAAAAAGUUUUGAGAUACAGAUAUGAAAGUACUCACAAAGAACCCAAUACUGACACUAUUGAUCGCCUUUGUGUACAGUCAAAGAAAAUUAAAAAUGAAAGAACUGGAUUACAUAUGCUAAAAUUAAACACUUUAGGACAAGAAAGAAGCAACAAGACUAAGCAAAAGUACACAGAUCUUCCUCAACUUGAUAUUCUUCUAAAUUCUAAAGUCUCGGGUUACAUUUCUUACGUAGCUAAUCUUUCAAGUUUCUAUGUUCAUCGUUCAGAGGAUGAAAAUAAAAUUGUGCAACUUGCUGAGGAACUGAAUAGAGAAACACUGGUAAAAGAGUCAGAAAUAGAAACUGAAGUUGAGAAAGAUGAUGUUGUUUUAGCAAAGUAUGAAGGUGAUUGUUGCAUAUACAGAGCUUUAGUCAGAAAAGUCCUAGCUAAUAAGUUUUUUGAAGUAGAGUUUAUUGAUUAUGGUAACAUAGCAACUGUGAAUUCAAAAGAUAUCUACAAAAUUGAAAAGUGUUUACUCAGUUUACCAAGACUCAGCAUACAUUGCUUCCUUAUUAAAGCAAAGUGCUUGUUUUCAAAUAAAAACUGGAAUACUGAUAUGGAUGCUUAUUUUAUCAGUGAGGUCAACAAUCAGCCAAUCAUGAUUGAGUUUCUACAACAGUAUGACCAACAGUGGGAAGUUGACAUAAUUUGUCAUGGAAUAUCUAUAUCUGAUAAAUUAAUGGAGAGAGAAAUCCUUUUAGGUAUAGAGAACAUACUUUCAUUGAACUUUGACCACAACAUGAAACAGCUCCCAACAAUAGAUUCAGAAACUGUUAGUAAUGAUCCAGGUAAACAAUCAGAAAGUCAAACUUUAUGUGAAAGCAUUAAAAUCAGAUCUACUAAGAUUGGCUACCAAAAUAUAAAGCCGGGACAGAUGGAAAUAGUUGAAAUUGGUCAUAUUUCAAGUAAUGGGAACUUCUAUGUGAAGUUAACUAAGGAUGCACAAACAGUGCUCAAUUUAAAUGUACUGGUUGCUCAAGAGGUAGAGAACAACUCUUUUAUUGCUAUGCAAGAAAUUAGAGAAGGAUUAGAAUGUUUAGUAAGAUCAAAAGAAUCCUUGAGAUGGUAUCGAUCUGAAGUUAUUGAAAAAUAUGUGAAAGAGGAAUGUUCGUUGGUUCUUUUUGUGGAUGUAGGAAAAUAUGAAAUGGUGUCACUACAUGAUAUACAUGUGCUGAGUGAAAAAAUAAGGUGUAUUCCCAGGAAUGCAGUGCUUUGUAAAUGGAUUUGGAUUGGAAAUCUAAGUGAUUUGUCUUUUGAGGAAAUGAUGGAGAAGGUAAAAUAUUGUGAGAUAAAGAUUAUAUUUUUAAAAUACUUAGAAUCUGAGCUUAUUUGGGAAGUAGAUCUUUUAAUAGAUGGAAUUUUAUUUUUGGAAUAUUGGAGUCAAAUAUAUAACCAAACAAAAUUAAACAGACAUAACUUAUUAGAGACAGAUAAUGUCAGCAAAUUACUUGAUAUAUCAGCCAAGUCAAAUUCAAUUUCAUGGGCACAAUUUCAGAAGAAUAGAUACUAUCCUGGAUUUGUCACAUCAGUCACUGAUCCUUCAAACUUCUGUAUCCAGUUAGAAGAUUCAUUUAAAACUCUGAAAGACUUGUUCAAAAUGCUCUCUAAUCUUCCAGAAAACCUCCCAACUAUGCCACAAGAAUGUGUAAUUCCUGGUGCCUGCUGCUUAAUAAAAAAUGGAUCUAAUGAAAAUUGGAACAGAGUUGAAGUUUCUGAAGUGCUCAAAGACUCUAGUACAUUAAUACUUACUUUUAUUGAUGAUGAUGGUUUAUCAUCUCCCUUUCCCAUCUCUCAUGCCUCUAAGCUGAAGAUUGUCCCAGAAAAGCUAGCUAGUUUACCACGAUUAACCUAUCCUUGCUCAUUGUUUGGAGUGACACCUGCUGAUGGGAAACAUUGGAAUGAUGAGGCCAGACUUAAAAUUCAAGAAUUUCUUGGUAGACAAGGUCUCACGUUCCAGUUCAAACAGCCUCAUUGUGGACUGAAGCUAGAGGUAGAUGUUUUUUGUGAGCAAAAUAAUGCGGCAGAUGUAUUGGUUGCUUCUGGUUGUGCUUUGUAUUCUAAAACUGCAUCCUUUGGAUCAGCUAGUUGUGCUGACCUUCAGCCACCAAAUUCACAUAUUGUUUAUGAUCUGCUCUCCAUUCCGAAGAUCUCUGAACCAAAGAUUGCCAUAAAUAAAGACAAGAAAGGUCCACGGAAUUCAGUUUUGCAAUUGAAGUGUGCUGAUUUAAAAAAAUUAAAAGUGAACAGCUCAAAGAAAUUACAUGGUAAAAAAAAAGACUCUAGGAUGACUUUCUUGCAUAGAAGUAAAAGAAAUUGUGGAAGUCUGCACAACCAGGAUGAGAAAUUAUUUAAUCAACGUUGUGACAAAGAACAACUCAACCAAACGUAUUCUACAACCAUAACAAAGGCUUCUGAUAAGUUGCUUUUGGGCUCCAAGAAUGCUCAGAUCCAGAUUCAUGAAGAAAAUUGA
Messenger RNA from Protobothrops mucrosquamatus (brown spotted pit viper), 6338 nucleotides. It is a transcript of the gene TDRD15, whose product is annotated as tudor domain containing 15. The transcript has 2 exons. Gene Ontology annotation, biological process: spermatogenesis. Bases 114 to 6338 code for a protein of 2074 amino acids. NCBI's taxonomy places the organism in Eukaryota, Metazoa, Chordata, Lepidosauria, Squamata, Viperidae. The record is from RefSeq and is a predicted model, not a curated record.